GUUUUGAUGAUGAGCAAGAUUCUUUUUGUGAUUCAAGUGGUAUAGAAGUAGAAGAAAAGACCAUGAAUUGCUCUGAAACUGAUGCAGUUCAAAACACAGCUAUAUAUGUGGAAACAGCUAUGCUCUUCUUCCUUACCCUUGAAGCAGACGCACUGUGGCAGAAGAACAAGUUUGGUUUAUUGUCCUACUUCAGCUGUGAUGGAUGAUCAACCACAGGGCUGCCUGAUGCAUACCACCAAUUAACCCCGAUUACAUCAUUUGCAUAUCUAGUAACAUUUUUCCUGUUUCUUGAUGCUCUUUCUUAUUAUCCUUCUUUUCUCUUCCCUGGUUGUCUGCCAAACAACCAACCUAUCCCUAAUUGCUUUUUCCUCCUUGGCCUGAGUUUUGCUACAUCUGUACCUGUUGUGGUUUAACCGCCACAGGCAGCUCAGCCCCACACAGCUGCUUGCUCACUCUUCCCCCUGCACUCCCCUCCGUCCCCCCCCAGUACAAAGGGAGAGAAUCAGAAAGGUAACGGUGAGAAAACUCGUGGACUGAGAUAAAGCCAGUUUAAUAGGUAAAGCAAAAGCCACACACACAAGCAAAGCAAAACAAGGAAUUCAUUCACCGCUUCCCAUCAGCAGGCAGGUGUUCAGCCAUCUCCAGGAAAGCAGGGCUCCAUCACGCAUAAAGAGUACUUGGGAAGACAAAUGCCAUGACUCUGAAAGUCUCCCCUUCUUCUUCCCCCAGCUUUAUAUGCUGAGCUUGAUGUCAUAUGGUCUGGGACAUCCCUUUGGUCAUUUGGGGUCAGCUGUCCCGGCUGUGUCCUCUCCCAACUCCUUGUGCACCCCCCAGCCUCCUCGCUGGCAGGGCAGCAUAAGAAACAGAGAAGACCUUGGCUCUGUGUAAGCACUGGUCAGCAAUAGCUAAAACAUCCCUGUGCAUCAGCAAAUUGUCACAAAUUCAAAACACAGCACCAUACCAGCUACUAUGAAGAAAAUUAAUUCUGUCACAGCCAAAACCAGCACACUACCCAAACUUGUAUUUCUGAUACUGUCACCUAGGUAAUCUUGGCCUAAUGUUGCACCUCAGUGCAGCUGGCCUUGCAAGAUGUCUCUCCCUAACAGAUCACAAUACUCACCAUCAAUUACCUGUAAAUUUUGGCUCUUUGGCUAUUUAUGAGAUCCAGCUGUUCAUCACUCUGCUAUCUGCAACUUUCAUCCGCUUCUUACACUGUAAUCCAUCAUGUCUAGCAGUUUCUCAUGUUAUGUUCAAUAGUUUCUUAAGUUUUCUUCUGUUAGCUUAGCUGUCAGGCCAAGGUCUAGUUAGCAGCGAAUCACUUGUCUGAAGCCCUUAGAAAAUUUAUAGGAGAGUUUGGCUACAUUAUGAUUCAGUCUGUGCUUAGUUUUCAUACAGAUAUCUAUGGAAUUUCUAUAUUGGAGGGCACAGUUUUACUUAAAAAACUUCAUUGAUCACUAAUCAAUUCAAACAAGUCAUCGAACACAGCUUUGAGUAAUUCUCCAUAAUUCUUUAGGAGAUUACUUUCUCAUCUUGAUACCUCUUGCUCUAUAUUUGUCACUCUAAAUACCUAAAAUAAGUUUUUGCUGUUUUGGAACAACAAUCAUGUCAUUAUUUAUCUAGGACUAAUUUUUUAAUGUAAAAUGGGUUUUUCCUUUCCAUAGGCAGCACUUUGUCAUCACAUUUGAUUGCAAAUACACGACAAAAUAGUGACCGAAAUAUUACCGAUGGUUUGGUAAGGAAAAUUCUGAGUGGAACUGAUGCUCAAGCACGCAAUAGUCAAGGCUUAAUACCUCCGCACAUCAGUCAAAUUUAUGAUGAAUUAUUUGUCAUACAUCAGAAACUCCAGAGAGAAAGUUCAGCACAGCAGGAGUAUGCUCUGCAACUCCAGAAACGAGAGCAUUUUCUAAUGGAGCGAGAAGCAUUGCUUUUUAGACAUGAAGCGGCUUUGGCUAAAAUAAAAGGUGUUGAGGAAGAAGUUCACACAAAAUUUGGAAUUAUAAAAGAGCAACACGAGGCAGAAGUUAAACAGCUGACAGAAGCCUUGAGAGAAAUAACUAAAGAAAAUAGGAGGCUGAAGUCAUCAUUUGACACCUUGAAGGAAAUGAAUGACUCUCUAAGAAAACAGUUAAGUGAUGUAACGGAGCUGAACAAGAAGUUAGAAGGUCAAGCAAGGAAAGUACAAGCCCGUUUAGAGAAUCUACAAAGGAAGCAUGAAUUUUUAAUGGUGCAGAAGUCUAAGGAUAUACGUCAAGUGGUGCAACAAAGUAAACCUGUCAAGCAAGAAAAAGUGAUGGUAACAUCAAAAACUGCUAAGCUACCAUUGAACUCACAAGUUUAUGAGCUCUUAACUUUUCUUAUGGAUUGGAUCUCAGACCAGCUCCUUAGCAGAUUAAAAAUACAAGAAGAAAGAGAGGACAGUCAUAAACUUCCAGUUACCGAGACCUCCAAAAAAACCUGCACCCAGGAAAGGUGUAUGAAGCUUUUGCCUGUUACUACUGAGCAACUCCAGUGGAUGCCAUUUGUGAAUCCUAAACUACACAUGCCUGUGAUUAAAUUUAUUUACUGGUCUAUAAGACAGCUAGACAGUAGUGUUCAGCAUGUAACAAUGACAUCAACAAUGAGGAGACUUGGUGAAGAUAUUUUCAAAGGCAUAGUAAGUAAGGGAAACCCACAUAGUUCUUCUGAACACUCUACAGAGAGUAAAUCAAAAUCGGCAGCUUUCUUUAAGAGUUCCUGUAUGCCUUUGAGGUUUCUGUCAACUUUAAUUGUGCUUAAAACAGUGACACAGGUGGAUUACCUGGCUCAAGCGUUUGAUUCCCUUCGCAUAGACUUGAAGACAGAUGAAGGGAAGGCCUUAUUUUUGGAAUACCAAUGUGUGCCUGUCAUAUUAAGUCACUUAAAAGUAUCCAAUAGAGGUCUGCUUUCCAGUGCUUUUGAUGGAUUACUUCAGAUGACCACGGAAUCUGGUUCCUUGCAGCCUUUCCUGGAAGCCUGCAGUAACGAAUCCUUCUUCCGGACUUGCUCUGUAUUGCUUCGAAGUUCUAAGCUAGAUGUUCAGAUUUUGGAAAAGCUCUGUGUUAUACUGCAAAAACUCUCCAGAAUAAAAAGCAAUAAGAAGAUGUUUGAAUUGUUUACUCUUCACCAAAUGAUCCAAGAACUGCAUAGGACUACAAAUCCAGAUCAUGCUUUCCUCUGUAUAAACCUCAAUUCAAUUCUGUUGAAUUUGGGAUUGUCUAGGAGUAACUCUCUUACUCCAGUCUAAACACAAGUCACUAGCACUAUCUUUCAAUGUAAUUAUUGUUCUGUAUAAUUUAUACCAACUGCCUAUGUUGCUUCAAGUUUGGAUACUUCUUUUACUGUUUUCUGUAAAUAAGCAGAACCUCCGUACUGUAUAAGUUGCUCUGUAUCAUGUGGAAUCUCAUUGAUAUUUCCGUCAUUCAUAAAAAAGGAAAAUGAAAAAUUGCAUAAUAUGCUAAAUGGCAUUCUUCAAAACAUUUUAAAGAAGUGAAAUAAUGCUGCUAUUUGGAGUGACUUAUGCAAUCUAAGGAAUUGGAUCCCUUGAGUAAGCAGAUUAGAAAUAACAAUCUUUCCUUACAGGUAUGAAUCUUAGUUACCUUUGACUCUUCUUUUAUAAAUUCAUUUAUUUAUUUUAUGGUUCAUAAGUAACAGGCAGGUAUCUUACCAAAUUAUCUUUUGAGAGAAUUACAGUUGUAAUUAUUAAAAGCAGAUUUUUAUUUAACAUAGCUAGAUGUGUUGAAUGAGAAGUUUUGUUUUGAUUUCAGAAUGUCUUUGUGUUUGAUCUUUUCCUGGAUUUAUGUAACAUUUAGUAUUUUCUCCUGCUUUGUAUGAAUUUCUAGUGUAAAUUUGGGUUGUAAUAUCUCUGAAAAUGUAAAUAAAAACAUUUCUUAAAAUGC
Molecule: messenger RNA, 3914 nt
Organism: Grus americana (Whooping crane)
Lineage: Eukaryota; Metazoa; Chordata; Aves; Gruiformes; Gruidae
Gene: CCDC138
Product: coiled-coil domain containing 138
Exons: 12
Coding region: 1907-3262 (451 amino acids)
Source: RefSeq, a predicted model, not a curated record